UGACGUCACAUUUGUUUAUCGAGAGCCUGGGAGGAUGGCGAGCGAGGUGGAGAGUCGGCCGGGCGGUGAGAGUGAUGGGGAGGGGGAGGGGGAGUUGGAGGAUGUCUCCCCGCCCCUGGAAGACGUCCCCCCGCACCCUGCCCGCCGCCCCAUGAACGCCUUCCUUAUAUUCUGCAAAAGACAUCGAGCUCAGGUACGCGAGAGAUACCCUCACCUGGAAAACCGGCAGGUGACAAAGAUCCUGGGCGAGUGGUGGGCUGACCUGCCAUUCCACCAGAAGACAUCCUACACUGAGCUGGCCAAGCAGUACAAAGAAGCUUUCCUUCGCGCCAACCCUGACUUCAAGUGGUACAAGAUCCCCGCUCAGCCCCCCCGCCCGCCCCCUGCCCGCCCCUCCAACCAGAAGGUUCCUAGAUGCAACCCACUGCCCACGGAUGGAGCCAUCACCUUCGGCAAGCUUGCUGAUGAGGCUCAGAUGGGAGGCUUGAGCACCCUUCUGUCCACGGCCUCCAGCAGCACCGGCAGCACCACCACCAGCACCAGCACCAACACCACCACCACCAGCCUGGCCCCGAGCCUCACCCCCACCACCCGUACCUCCUCCCCCACCUCCCCCACCCACCGCCCAUCCGAUGGUUCCCCUGCUGGCUUCCCUGCCCUCACCCACACCACCACCACCACCUCCUCAAUGAGUACAAAUACCGCCACCUCCACCACUCUGGCCUCCUGGAGUGGAUCCCUGCAGCGCCUCACCCCAGCCCCAGCCCCCACCCCGCCCCCUGCCCCCGUGGAGGUCUCCCCCCCUGCCAUGACCCCUCCUAAGCCCCCAAAGAAGAGGUACCUACAAGCGCAGCACAACACCACCACUGCCGCCGCCGCCGCCACUGUCGCCGCCACCACCACGCCUCUACCGACACCUGCUGAGUCUGACAAGAAGAAGAACAACGUCGAUGACAAGGUCAGACUAAACAACCAGUGGUCCCAGGGCGGUAGCAGCGGCGGCGGCGGCAGCAGCAGCGGCAGCAAGCGACGGCGAGAAGGCGAGGGAGAAGAGACACACACACAGCAACAACAACAGCAGCAGAAGAGAACUGCUAAUGGUGUCCUACCCCAGCACAGCAUAUCACCCACCCCACAGGACCCCAGCCUCUCCCUAGAGAGCCCCCAGUAUAACCACAACAGCCACACACCACCCGCAGGACAGCCCCACUCACCCCCAGCAGAGGAGCAGCCCCUCAACCUGUGCACAGAGACCACGCUGUGUGCCUCCCAGCAGCAGCUCAUCAACAAGAUAGUGGACAAGAUGUGCCGGGCCGGGUCGCAGGCCCAGAUGUCCCACCAGACCACCGCCGUGCCCCAGACCGACGCCUCCAGGCCGCGCUUCUUCCGACCGGAAAACCUGAAUAACAACAACUCUCACAACCACAACCAUAAUAACAAUAACAACAACCACAACCACAACCAUAGUAAUAACAAUAACAUCAGUAAUGCCAACAAUAACAACACCAACAAUAAUAAUAACAAUAAUAACAACAACAAUAAUAAUAAUAAUAAUAAUAAUAACAAUAACAACAACAAUGAGACUAAGGAAGAGGAGGAGGAGGCAGCACAGAAACCAGUGCCGCUGGACAAGGCGAUGGACACGGCACGGAUCAACGGCAUGUGUGACGUGAGCCUGCUGGUGUCCAAGGCCAUUGAUAUGGUGAUAGACCGUGCCUACGAUGGCAGCAGGGCCGGCGGGAAGGCCCAUGCCAACAGUCAGGGAGGAGGUGGUGGUGGCGGAGUGACCACCACCACUGCCACUACCACCACCACUACCAUCACCACCACCACCACCCCCACCAUUACCACCACCACUGCCACCACCACAGUUGCCACCACCUCCACCACCACCUCCUCCUCCACUACUGCCACCACUAAUGGCCUGGCCAGCCCUGCACCACGCCCCAGGAAGAGGAUUAAAGAGGAGGCUGGGGAGGAGGGGGAGGCCAGCAUUCAGAAGAAGAGGCGAGAAGGCGGAGGGAGUCGGCCACAUCGAGCAGGCUCCAGGAACAGCCUAGGAGUGACGGGGGGCCGGUCCAGGGCACCCCGGGCCUGCAAGGGGAAGAUCUACGAGGAACUCAUCUCAGAGGGAGUUCUGCAUGCCCCCCGGAGGUCCCGCACCAGGAACAGCCGGUUGGAGGAGUCUGAGUCAAGCACCAACCAGGAGAGGGAGGAGGAGGAAGACACACACCAGGGGGAGGAGGAAGAGGAGGAGAAUGAAGAAGAGCAAAUAGAGGAGGAGGAGGCUCUUCAGACCAAACCAGCAGAGGGGGAGAGUGGGGAAGUAGCAGGGAGGCGGACAGAGGAGGCAGGGAGACGUGGCCGGAGACAGCUGAGGCGGCUACACCCUGAGGACUUCAACCUUGAGGCGCGGAUUGAGGCACUUCCCUCCCUCAGUCUGGAUGAAUUCACCCGCCGCAAGAAGGAAAGGAAGCGUACAUCCUCCGCCUCAUCCUCCAGUCAUGCCACUCCACAGCAGCCAUCGCAACCUGUGGGAGCAGCAGCAGCAGCAGCAGCCAAUUCCAGCCGCAUCACACCCCAGCCAGACGCCGCCGCAGAUCCCCCUCCCCCGACCUCACCCACCACCACAGCCACCACCACCACCUCCACUGCCACCACAGCCAUCCCUUCCUCCAUCACCACACCUGCAUCCACCACCACCAACACCCCAUCCUCCACCAACACCUCCACCACCACCACCUCCACCACCACUGUCAAUGGGAGAGUCACUGUGGGGGGAACCAACAGUACUGCCAACACCAACCAUAAUAGUGUUGGUGGUGGAGGUGGUGGUGGUGAAACUUCUGAUAGAGAAACUACAACUUCUCCAACAUCCUCCUCCUCUUCUGCCUCCUCCUCCUCCUCCUCCUCUCUCAGCUCACAGCAGCACAGCCCCCCAGCCCCCAUCCUGGUCAGUGGAGGGGCUGUGUCACCUGGGGAAGGGGGAGGGGCAGGGGGUGAAGGGGAACCACUGAAAGGCUCACAGAAGCGCAAGGCUCGGAAGCAAACCAUCACAAGGCACGACCCUGUCAAUGCCCCGCUGCGGAGAGACACCAGCGUGGUGGAGCAGAGCGUCCUCACCAGCAUGGGUCUGGCAGCCUUGGCAGAGGUGGCCCUCAGUCAGUCUGUCAUGAAGCUGUGAGUGGCAGGACAUCAGUGCCCCGUGAUGCUGGGCCUUCCCUCAGCUGCCACUGCUACCUUGGACACCGCUUAGCUGUGCCAGUGUGGGGCGUGCCAGGUCCUUGCUGCCCAGCACCUCUGGAGUGUUGGGUUGGCAAGUUGGUGGACAGUGCGGCGGCGAGUGGACGUAAAUACCAAGUCACAGUAUUCUGAUGAUGAACGUGCGGUGAAUCCAAAUAAAUGAAUCUAUGAAUCCCUUAGAUUUAGCAUGAGGGUGGAAGGAAGACAGGAACACUAAAAUAUCUCUCUGCCAAAGCCUGGUAGAGGCGCGGUGUGACCGUGCAGCGGCAACAGAACGCUGUGCUGCGGCAGCGCCUUGCAGCACACUACCACUUGUUCCUCAUUGUUUGUAGUACCUUGGCUCAAAUGAAGGACAGACUUGUGCAGCGAACGCCGGCCAUCACUCAGUACUAAGGAGCCGGAAGCUAACGCCUGCACCUCAGCCCUCCUGCGGGUGUGGGCGGCCCAGAGUGACUGGCUGGCCCUGGGAGGCCGCUGCAGGAGCCUCUCAACAACACAUUGUAACUGCUGUGUCUGCCAAGCCUCAGGGGAAAUGAGCAAUUUGUUGUGUGUUUCAAUCUUUAGUUUGUGUUUCUUUAUUUCCCCUCCCGUUGAGUGUGUGGGGAGUGUGUGAAGGAGUCUAUGACUUAACCAGCACUAAGAGCCUCACUGGCUGGGCCUCCUGCAGGGCUGGUAGAUGGGGUGAGCCAGAUCGUCGCGGUGGCGGCGGUGGCUGUCCCUCAGUGUGGCGUGGGCAGAGUGCCUCCCUGCGUGCCGAGGGACGGUUCCGGUGUGGGUGAAUGGAGUGCUCAAGAGGCGGUGAACCCAACUCUCUGUGUGAUGGUGUCUGUGAUCUGUGCCCUGGACCAGGCAGAGCCGUGGCACUCUAGCGGCACUCUGCACACGUAUUCAGUACCAAAUUUAUGAUUCCUGCGACAGGAAGACAUUAUGCUGUUUGUGGCAUAGUAGGAAGUGACCUUUUGUAAGCUGUAAGACUGAGGGUUUGUCCAACCCUCAACAACAAAGCUUAAAGAAUCAUUACUUUUCAUUUUAUUUUAAUUUUCUCUAACAAAAUAACUUCCCUAUGAAGAGUGUGCUUCAGUAUUGUCUGUUCUUGUGUCUGAAUUCACUGAGAGUUUUGAAUCUCUACAACUUUUCCCAACAAGUUGGCAAGGUAGUUGUGCCAGCUUGGUUUUUCUUACCCAGUAGAGCGUGGAGGGAGGCUAGCAGGGCUGGCCACUUCCGUCAUGGUAGGCGGCCUGAAGCACACCACUUUAUUUUACUGAAUAUAAAACAACUUUAUACAAAUUUUAAACUAUUUUCAGGUCUAUAAGGGAACACGAAUGUUCUGUGAAUAUAUCAAAUAUAUUGUUGUAAUUUUGAUAAUUAGUCUACUGAUGAAUAUAAUUUAGACAGAAAUAACAAUGUAGACAAAGAGGUCAGCGGUUUUAGGACCCUUGUGUGGGUGUUAGGCCUUGAGAAGGUCUCCAGCUAGCUGGUAGAGUGGUCAGGGUGACCUGCCUGCAGGCACUGCUGGUCCCACACCACCACACCCUGCCCUGCCAGGCACCACCAGCAGGGCCGGCAGGGCAAGGUGAGGCGAGGUGCCAGCUGGGCCCCCUCUCCACCCUGCCACUACGGCAUGGGGAGAUGCCAGGCGGGCACCUCUGUAGCAUACUGUUGCCCUCACCUCCCAGGUAGCCCACCUCUAUAUUUGUAGAUUUGUCUCCUCUUGACACGCUUCACUAUUUUCUAAUGGCAGUUAUACAGGCUUUUAGAUAUGUAUUUUAUACCCUUGGUUGACCAUGUUGUUUUUCAAAAGCUAGCAUGUGUCUUAGUGUAUUUUCCUCGAGAUGACAUUAUCUUUUCGUAAUAGAUUUUGGAGAGCAAGCGUUACAUCCAGGGUUGUUGUGUUUGAAGGGAGAAGGUUGUUGUGUUUGUCCGUUACUUUGCUCCUGAGUCAGUGGUGAGCGGUGGCUGCCGGACACACACCACCCGGCGAGGAUCAAGCUGAUACAAAGCCCGUACCUGAUUCCUAGGGAAGCGAUUAUCUGUUGAAACCUUUAGUUCUGGUGAUGUCGGGUGCAGACUGUUGAUUUUUACAUCGUUAAUAGAGAACUCGUGGGCUUGGCAUCAUGUUUUGUGCUCACUGAUCAAGCCUGUGUAUUUUAGUGUGUUUUGUAGCCUUUUACUAAUAUGUAGUACUUCCACUGUCACUUAAGUGCACUUGCCAGAGAGUAAUACAAAGUUGUUUGAACUGAAAUUUCUCCCAACUUAAAGAAAGAUUUAAUCUAUUGAAAAAUUUCAGUUUCAACUUCAGGUACAGAUGAAUUUUAGGGCUCUGAGUUGACCUGAACCAAGGAGGGUGAGAGUUAGGAAGGGAGAGGGAGCGUUGGAUCACUUCCCUCCCCGGCGAGCCGCGACGCCCCUUGAGGCCCGCCACGGCCCGCAGGGGACAACUGGCAGUAGAACAACCCAUGUGGGAAAGACAAGUGUGCAUUUAUGUAUUAUAUUGUAAUAUAAUGAAGAGUAAAAAUUCCCUAUAUAUGCAGAUAUAUAUGAAUGAUAAUGUUAAUAAAUCUAUUUAUUCUAAACUAAAACAA
Molecule: messenger RNA, 5825 nt
Organism: Portunus trituberculatus (swimming crab)
Lineage: Eukaryota; Metazoa; Arthropoda; Malacostraca; Decapoda; Portunidae
Product: probable serine/threonine-protein kinase ndrD
Biological process (GO): regulation of transcription by RNA polymerase II
Cellular component (GO): nucleus
Molecular function (GO): RNA polymerase II transcription regulatory region sequence-specific DNA binding; DNA-binding transcription factor activity, RNA polymerase II-specific
Source: RefSeq, a predicted model, not a curated record